Cololabis saira (Pacific saury) is the source of this 2977-nucleotide messenger RNA. RefSeq names its product Kv channel interacting protein 3b, calsenilin (gene kcnip3b). Gene Ontology annotation, molecular function: potassium channel regulator activity; RNA polymerase II cis-regulatory region sequence-specific DNA binding; DNA-binding transcription repressor activity, RNA polymerase II-specific. Lineage: Eukaryota; Metazoa; Chordata; Actinopteri; Beloniformes; Belonidae. The transcript is spliced from 7 exons. The coding region runs from base 1237 to 1935 and encodes 232 amino acids. Gene Ontology annotation, cellular component: nucleus; voltage-gated potassium channel complex. The record is from RefSeq and is a predicted model, not a curated record. Gene Ontology annotation, biological process: negative regulation of transcription by RNA polymerase II; regulation of potassium ion transmembrane transport.
AGAGCGGUGGGCUAUGGAGAGACCCCCAGAAGAAACGGAUGCAUGGAAAGUUUCUGCUGGACGGUGGGCUCACGAUUUAGACCUCUGUUGAGCAGUUGUUGACUGAGUCGAGGGAGAAGUCGCAACUGGGAGCAGCAACAGAUAAAUUCAGGAAACUGCAAAGAGAGAAGGGGAGUGAGGAGGAGGCAGACAUCAGGGGAGGAGGUUUCUUCCCCCACAGAUCCUCUCAGUUCAUCAGGAUUUCCCUCCCUGGGCGCCACUAAGUGCUUUCUGUUCAUCUCCUCCAUAUGUGAACUUCAAUUUGGACAAGAGCCUAUGAACUGCCAAGUUAAACCUGAACGACCUACCUGAGGAUUACUGACCACUGUGAGAGAAAUACUGCAGCAAGCGUGGUUAGUUGGCUGAUUUAGCUCAGCACGGCGUCCAGGAGUAAGCCUGCUCACUUGGUUUAAUUGUCUGAGAGAGGAAGGGGAGAUGUCUGUCCUGAGUGGUGGAUGCUGCUAACACUAGAAAGUCUAGAUUGUUCUCAGUUUGCAGAUGUUGAAUGUUUUUGUUCCAGAUAAGAUGUUUGAUAAAUCGCUUGCGUCAUUGGUGUUUAUUUAUCAUUGUAGUUUCAUGGCAUGAAAGAUGAGAGGACCUGUUUGUUUGUGUUCCCAGAUGUUGCAUUCACUCAGGCUUGCAUCCAGUAAAUGCCGGGAAAAUCAUGAAAAUGGACACCAAGGCUUCACCACGUUCCUUGCUUCUCCUUAAUGAUGUUUUCAUCUUACACUGAGAUCUGAUUUAUUACCAUGAACUAUGAUGUGAGGAUCAAUAAUAGCCAGUUCAGAUUAAGAUGCAGAUCAACUUGUUUGGGGGAGGGGGGGCCAAAAAGUCUGCAAAGUGGCUCUAAACGCCUCCUUUAAUGCACUGUGAUAAAUGGCUUGUGACAUAGCCUCUAUUCUCCCUCGUCAAUCCACAGAGGAAGCUUUUCCAUAUAUGUCAGCUUCCACAUAUUUUCCACUCCAGCAUCAGUGUUGACGUUAGCGCAGCCAUCGUCUGGCUCUCUGGCCUGUUCUCAUGUCGCCUCCUGGGGCCUGGAGACAAACUUUCACCCACCGACCACUCUGAUUCCUGACUCUGCUGAAAGCGCUUGCGGUUCGCCGGUUCAGUCCUGCGGGACUCGGGCCUGCCGGGGCCCUAAGUUCUUCUCUCCAGACCUCCGGGUCCAAGGGUGGCCUCCAGCGGGCUCCUGAAGUCAUGGAUAAUCUGGGCAUGAUGGAUGUGUGUGCCUUUGGCGUGGUUGUCAUCCUCUUUGUGACUGUUCUCAAGCAGUUUGGCAUCCUGGAGCCCAUGUCCUCAUUUGAAGACAGCAGUGACAGUGAUCUGGAGCUGUCCACCGUGCGUCACCAGCCGGAGGGGCUGGACCAGCUGCAGGCGCAGACUAAGUUUACCAGGAAGGAGCUCCAGUCUUUGUACCGAGGUUUUAAGAAUGAGUGUCCCAGUGGGCUGGUUGAUGAGGAGACAUUCAAGUCCAUCUAUUCUCAGUUCUUUCCCCAAGGAGACGCAAGCACCUACGCUCACUUUCUGUUCAACGCAUUCGACAUGGACAGAACCGGUUCAAUCCGGUUUGAGGACUUUGUCAUCGGCCUGUCAGUGUUGCUCAGAGGUUCAAUCACGGAAAAGCUCAACUGGGCCUUCAACCUCUACGACAUCAAUAAGGACGGCUACAUCACCAAAGAGGAAAUGCUGGCGAUCAUGAAGUCCAUCUAUGACAUGAUGGGGAGGUACACCUACCCCUGUGUGCGGGAUGAAGCCCCCUCUGAGCAUGUUGACAAGUUUUUUCAGAAAAUGGACAGAAACAGAGAUGGUGUAGUGACUAUUGAAGAGUUCAUCGAAACCUGUCAGAAGGAUGAAAACAUCAUGGACUCCAUGCAGCUGUUUGAAAAUGUGAUUUAAAGGAUCUGGAUGCUACCAGUUGUUUCCCAUUAUCAGCUCAAGUCAAACGUAAACAUCACAGAGUCAUUAAUAUCACCCCCAAAUCCUCACUGUUGUGUAGGGCAAGCAGGUAUAUAAUGUAGGUACUGUAAAAGCACAGGAUGUACCGUUGACUAUUUUUUUCCUCCCACUGCGUUCUCUUUUGUUGAGCCUUGUACUUAAGGGGACUAACAGACAACAACAAGCUGAUUCUUGAAUAAACUCUGCAUCCAGACCAGUUCCCCACAAGAUGCUCCUCCAUAAAUGGCCAAUAAUGGAUGCCGUGUCCACAUUGAUGAGAAAGAAGAGUUUUUAUCAUCUGACUGAAGGAUCAGCAGCCAAUUAGGAAAGAAACUCACAAUAAUCAGUGAUCUGAGCUCACAGGGAGGCUUAGUUUAACACUAACGUACAUGUAUUCACUUCCACUUAGAGCAGCUGUCUUCUCAAGGCUUCUUAUGGCACUGGAUGAAGUACAAAAAUAAAUGAAUAAAAAAGACGAAAAAAUAAGAAUAAAGCAUGUUUGUUAUGAAAUAAAUGAUGUCGAAUUAGCUUGCACUACAAUUUCAUGACUAUGUAUUAUACGCGCCUUGAGAAAGGCCCUGUAGAUACUUGCACCUGAUGGAAACCAGUGUGUAUGUAUAUAUGUAAAGUUAAUAGUUAUGUAUCCUACUUUGUGUUGGUCUCAUCUGUGCUGCUAGGAGUGAUGGAAUACAACCAGAAUUCAUUAAAUGAACAACUUCUGUGUUAAAUGAGUUUAAUAUUUAUCUUGUUCAGUAAUUUAAAUAGAUUAUUCUAAUAGUUCUUCCUUUUUUUGUAAUUUGAAAGAUUAUGUUAACCAGUCUGGUUGAAAAAGUGAGUGUGUACAGUGCUGUUGAGAAACAAAAGGACUGUGUCCUAUGCUGAAUUAAGACUUUAACAUGUUGGCUCAGUGUAUGCGAGCAUGCUGACUCCAAGACCCGCGGUAUUAUGUAGAGUACAGUUGGACCUUUGUAAUAUCAGUUCAUUAAAGAUGCUGUUGACAGCC